CUCUAUCGCGUUUUUCCGGAGAGGAGCCGGCAGGUGACAGUGAGGGUCUUCUUUACAGCAUAGGUGCCAUUUUAUGUUUCUGUAUUUAAUUUGAAGAUUUUGUUCACUUGAAGUAUUUAGAAAUAUGGCUUCCUUUUUGUCGGUCAUCCUUCCUUUCUUGUUAUCGGUUCUCAUAUUUUCUGGAGCGGUAGUCGCACGGGGUGAUGUGCUUGAGUUAGGGGACGCAGAUUUCGAUUACCUGGCAGCGGAGCACGAGACCAUGCUAGUGAAAUUCUACGCUCCAUGGUGUGGACAUUGUAAGAAACUAGCCCCAGAUUUUGAGACCGCAGCCACUCGACUGAAGGGGACAGUUCCACUUGCUAAGGUGGACUGCACAGCGAGCCCAGACACAUGUGGGCGUUUUGGGGUCACAGGGUACCCCACGCUCAAGAUCUUCAGAAACGGAGAAGAUGCCUCGUCCUAUGACGGGCCACGCUCCGCAGAUGGCAUUGUCCACUUCAUGAAGAAGCAGGCUGGACCCAACUCUGUUACCCUGCGCAGGGAAGCAGAUCUCGAGGCCUUUGUCAACCACUUUGACGCCAGUGUAGUGGGAUUUUUUUCUGGGCCUGACAGUGGUCAGCUGGCAGAGUUUCUGAAGGCGGCCAGCGUCAUGAGGGAGCACUUCCGCUUCGCCCACACCAUCGACAUGACCCUGGGCCUCAAACACGGGGUGGACACUGAGCAUGUUCUGCUGUUCAGACCCCCAAGACUUAGCAGUAAGUUUGAGGAGAGUGUGCUGCGCUUCACUGAGACGAUCACCACCCACACACUGCGGCGCUUCAUCAGAGACAACAUUUUCGGAAUGUGCCCCCAUCUGACCAAUGAGAACAGAGAUAAGCUGAAGGGGCAGGACUUGUUGACUGCGUACUAUGAUUUGGACUACCUGCAGAACCCCAAAGGCACCAACUAUUGGAGGAACAGGGUGAUGAAGGUGGGUUCUCAGUUUGCGUCCCAGGGCCUGAGUUUUGCCGUGGCCAAUCGCAGGGACUUUGUGGAUGAGCUGGAGGAGGAGUUUGGUCUCGGUGCGUCGGACGGAGGAGAUCUGCCCUUCGUAACCAUCAGAACACAACAGGGAUUCAAGUACACCAUGAGGGAGGAGUUCACGCGAGAUGGGAAGUCCCUGGAAAGAUUCCUGGAGGAUUACUUUGCUGGACGACUAAAACGUUACAUCAAGUCGGAGCCCAUCCCUGAGAAAAACAAAGGCCCCGUCAAGGUAGUGGUAGCGGAGUCAUUUGAGGAGAUUGUGAAUGACCCGGAGAAGGACGUGCUGAUUGAGUUCUAUGCCCCCUGGUGUGGUCACUGUAAGAGCCUGGAGCCCAAGUACAAGGAGUUGGCAGAACAGCUCUACUCUGACCCUAAUAUUGUAAUUGCCAAGAUGGACGCCACAGCCAAUGAUGUUCCACAAGGCUUUGAUGUGCAAGGGUUUCCCACCAUCUACUUUGCUCAGGCAGGCAAGAAGGACCAGCCCAAGCGAUAUGAGGGAGCACAUGAAGUGAAGGACUUCAUCAAGUACUUGAAGAGAGAAUCCUCGCAUGUUCCUGUUGUCAGCGGAGUGAGAGAAGACCUGUGAACAGAAGACAAAAUCAAAAUGAAUAUCAACGGCAUCAACUCACCAAGGAGCAGUUUGGUGCAGGUUUGUCAUGCAUCAAAUACCAUGAAAUUAAUGGACGUUGUAUAAUGACACUGUAAUAACACCUAUUUGUUUCUAGGUCUUGACUUACCACCUCUAUGUCUGAACUAUAGGUCUUCUUCACCACUAUAAGCCAUACCAUCCAUUCCACCAAUGAUAACCCAUCAACACCCCUAGAUUGGCAGCUAAUAUUGAGCACUCUUUUGCAUUGGCAUUUCACAAAGCAGGAGCAAGGAGGUGGUCAGCUAACCUUGCUUGUGUAAAUUAGUCUGAAAUAGCUUCAUAUUAACUAGUUCCAAAAGGUACCCACUGGUCUUUUUAUGUGUACUUGAGCUACAGAGUUGGUGUCAUUCCACACAGCACCAACCAACCGCUCACCACCUAUCUGCCUACUGACUGCAUACAAAACCCAAAACAUCCCCACCCAUUCUCCCUUUUUUUGUCCAUGCAAAUAUCGAAUUAACCAUUUUGGAAAUACUGCAAAGGCAAUAUUCAGAUUAGUGGCAAAAAUGACAAGUAGCCACCAUGGUCUCCUUGAAAACAAAUGUUUUCACUUUAUGUUUUUGAAUAUUCUGUAUUUUAUUUAUGUUUCUGUCAUUAUAUGCCAUUUUCCCAUGCUUUUUUUUUUGAGCAAGUAACUUCUGAAAGGCAUGUACAAUGUUUGGAUUUGACUAUGAAGGCCAGAUGUGUGUUAUUUAUCAUAUUUAUUAUAUAGUAUAGGCAAUACAGUAAUUCACUUUCUGUGUACUGUACAUAAUGUGUGAACAUAUUUGCAAUCUUAAUUGUCUCUUUUUUGACAGAGCCUUUUGAUUUAUUGAUGUACAUUUUAUUUGUUGCAAGAGUUUGGCACUCAGAGGACCCAUUAUCUUUAGUUUAUUUUUGAUCCCUAAGAAAUGUUUGUCUUUGGAGUUUUCUCACUUAAAAGAUGCUGAAACCAUUUAAUAAAAUUACUGACUUCGA
Molecule: messenger RNA, 2629 nt
Organism: Oncorhynchus masou masou (cherry salmon)
Lineage: Eukaryota; Metazoa; Chordata; Actinopteri; Salmoniformes; Salmonidae
Product: protein disulfide-isomerase A3-like
Exons: 14
Coding region: 125-1609 (494 amino acids)
Biological process (GO): protein folding; response to endoplasmic reticulum stress
Cellular component (GO): cell surface; endoplasmic reticulum
Molecular function (GO): protein disulfide isomerase activity
Source: RefSeq, a predicted model, not a curated record